This is a messenger RNA of Gasterosteus aculeatus aculeatus (three-spined stickleback), 4511 nucleotides long. It is a transcript of the gene tmem121ab, whose product is annotated as transmembrane protein 121Ab. Lineage: Eukaryota; Metazoa; Chordata; Actinopteri; Perciformes; Gasterosteidae. The record is from RefSeq and is a predicted model, not a curated record.
GGAUCAAGGAAGCGGCGUCUUUUUAACACCCCCCCGUAAACAUUUGAAUUCCUCAUUGUGAGCCACGUUCGCUCUGCGUUGUGUGGGACGCGCGGCUCGCAAUGGGAUCUUUUUCUCUUCUUCUUCUUUAAUGUAACUUAACCGCGGAAGCAGCAGCAGUUUUUUUUUUUUUGGACCGGAAUGUUCGACGCCUCUUCGCAGCGGAUUUACAAAUCCUCCCCGGAGCCGGUGAUGGAAAUCAGCACCCUGGACAGAGACUGAGCAGCAUUUCAGCACCCUGGACAGAGACUGCGCGUCCACUGGAGGCAGUGGAGAGGCUGGCACGUGGCAAGAGGAGAAGGGCGGGAUGGAUCUUCAAACCGACGUAAGAGCCUCCCCCCAGGGAAGCUGGCGUCGGACGCUAGGCCUCAUGGGCCGUUGACCUACUGUCUGUGUGAUUUAUGGCGACUGGGGGCCUCUGGCCACUGCAGACUCCUCUCCUCCGUUUCCCCCCGCGCACACUGCAGGAUUGCACGGAGCCACACACACUGCACCACCGUCUGCGGGAGCAUUCGAAGAGGAAUCCCUCGCGCACGCCCAGCUGCAGCACGCGCGCCCAUACAACCGCCGUCUCACACAGAAAUAAACCCGUCCAUAAACAUUUCCACACCGCUGCACCGCGCUCCGGAUUCCCUUCGCACGUGCAUAUAUUACCGAGCCAGCGCUAAGAGUAUUGUGCGUGGACGACUGGCAGUCAUGGCGUGUCAGCUGCUGUAGAGCCGGUGGUUCUAGCUGCUGCUCGGGGGGGGGUAGAGGCGGAUCAAUGGAAGUGCGUUGAGUAAUGAGGUGAAGUUUCCUGUUUUGCCUUGGUCUGAGAGCAAUCAGCAGCCAGCAUCUCCCCACUGACUCACGCGCUGCUCUGCUUGCACUGUGCAGUAACCGUCCUCCUCCACGGACUGUUAGCGCAGCGAUUAUAGUGCCGCUCUGGUAUCAGACACACAAGUCAGACAUUUGCUCCUCUGCACACCGGGACGUCGGACCACCUCGAAUAUAUUUCAAUACAUCUGUAGAGGUUUGGAGUGGACACGGGGAGAGUGUUUACCUUCUGGACUCUCUUUGCUCUUCAAAGCGGGGAACUGAAACGUAGAGCAAGCAGACGGUGCCCUCGCCAUGGUGUUGCCACCCCCAGACAAACGCCACGUGUGCCUGACCACCAUCGUCAUCAUGACCAGCAUGGCCUUCAUGGACGCCUACCUGGUGGAGCAGAACCAAGGUCCCAGGAAGAUCGGCGUGUGCAUCAUAGUGCUGGUGGGGGACGUGUGCUUCCUCAUCGUGCUGCGAUACGUGGCGGUGUGGGUGGGCGCCGAGGUGCGCACCGCCCGCCGAGGCUACGCAAUGAUACUUUGGUUUCUGUACAUCUUCGUCCUGGAGAUUAAGCUCUACUUUGUCUUCCAGAAUUGCAAGGCAGACAAGAAGAGUUUAGAGACGGUGGCGAGGAAGGCUUUGACGUUGUUGCUAUCGGUGUGUGUGCCGGGCUUGUACUUGGUGCUCGUGGCUUUGGACAGUAUGGAAUACGUGAGAACUUUCCGGAAGAAGGAAGACAUGAGGAGCCGUCUAUUCUGGGUGGCUCUGGACCUGCUGGACCUGCUGGAUAUCCAAGCCAACCUGUGGGAGCCCCAGCGGACGGGCCUGCCCAUCUGGGCCGAGGGCCUGAUGUUCUUCUACUGCUACAUUCUGCUGCUCAUCCUGCCCUGCGUGUCGCUCAGUGAGAUCAGCAUGCAGGGGGAGCACAUGUCGCCGCAGAAGAUGAUGCUGUACCCGGUUCUGAGCCUGGUCACCAUCAACGUGGUGACCAUCCUCAUACGAGGUGUGAACAUGGUGCUGUUUCAGGACAGCCGCGUUUCCACCAUAUUCGUGGGGAAGAACGUGGUGGCCAUCGCCACCAAGGCGUCCACCUUCCUGGAGUACCGGAGGCAGGUGAAGGAGUUCCCGCACCCGCAGAACGCCAUGGCGCUAGAGCUGCAGCAGAACAGCCACACGCAGCCGCUGCCCAACGCCACCAGUUUGCCACACGAACCCUCGCCGGUGCAGGACGUCAUCGACACAUGACCGCCAGCGGUGGACUGAGCGGCGUUAGGAAGGGACUGCUUUUUUUUUAAUGAAAGCUGCAGAACUGGAGGCGGAUGGAGAAAUCAGCUGCAUGACAGGACGAUAUUCUGCACUUGUCGAGCCCACACAAACUGCUGUGAAACCGUAAAAGAGAUUUUCAGCAUCACCUGCCUGUCAGAACAUACUGUAAACCUACACUUGACUCUGAGUGCAGCGCGCAGACUUUGAAACAAAGUCAAAGGUUUUUAUCGUGCCGUUGUGUUUUUAAUUGUUUCAAAAGUUCAGUCUUUAUUAGAGGCAAUCUCCACAGUGCAAAGCCCGGUGACAUUAUGUUGUGUAAAACGGACAGUUAGUCCCCUCCAUGGUGAACAUCUUGUAUUUUAUUUUGUUUUUUUAAAAGGGUCUCUUUUUCAACAGUGGCAUAUGUGGCAUUUCCUUUGAAUUCCAGCACCAAAGGACGAACCACUCGAGGCGGAGCUCUGAUGGAGAGUGACAAGGGUCCGUCACGGGUCUGUGACGUGCUGGAGCGAGGUCGGUGACAGACGAAUGCUUCUCCUUCUGCGUUUGGCACCAGCGCUCAGCACUGUACCUCCCGCUGCAGGCGUCUGAGCGCGUGUGUGUGUGUUUUAUUGUGUCUCUCUACGUGCACCCACGCGAUGCCGUAUGGAGCAUUUGUUUGUGUUCAGCAAAGGAGGUUUGGGUUAUUCCAAAUCGUUUUGGAACGGAUGUGAAGGGUUGAAUAGGAAAUGUGACAAAGUAUGUAGUGAUGUCAGAAAAAUAGAAUUGUUUUCUGUAUUGUACAUUCCUCUAAAACUAGCUGAAGCCUUGAAGUCAGAUAAUGCAGAGAGUCCAGAGAACGGCGCACUGAAGAAUUGACAAAAAGAAAAAGCAGAAAUACUAUAACACACAAAAAUAAAAUACUUUUCUGAUAUAUAUUCAGUUUAUCAUUAUUAUGGUUAUUAUUACCACCAUCAUUAUUAUGUACACUCUUUACUUGUUGGAGGCCAAUGGUGUUUUAAUAAACGUAUGUAUAAAAGAAUAAUAAUGAGAGCUUGGGUUCUUUUUUUCCCAAAUUGUUUGUUACUUUAGGUUCUCUCUCCUUAUACAACAGCAUUUAUUUAGCAAGCAACCAUUUACUAUGUAAAGCAAUGUCUCCUUGAGUCCCUUUCCUCUGUGUUGUAAUCAGAGCGUCUCUACUUUGUUGACAAGCGAUGCACAAGCGAUGAAAAUGUAUGAACCUCUUCCUUUUAUAAUCUCUUUCCUUUUUCUUCCGAGCCAUCUUUAAUGUCCCGUUUGCUUUUGUGUUCCAUAAAGGCUCAUUUUCUCUGCACUGACACGAUGUACGUUAUCACAUUUGACAGCCCGUGCAUCGCCUCCAUGUUUCCACUUAGAGUUAUGGUGGGAGAUAGAGAAGUCAGCCACACUUUACAGUCAUAAGGUUAACUGCUGAUCUCAGCUUACAGAGACACAGUCCAUUAGCGGUCGGCUGCAGUGACAAAGAGGCCCUUCUUUAAAAGAUCAUUCUACUUUCCUUCACAGGAAAUUUCAAAGGAUAAUUUCUACCAGAAUGUGACCGACUUUGCUGCAAAGACCCGGACAAACUUCAGUCGUGAUGAUUCACAAAGGGUACACGUUGUAUGACUGCAUCCCAUUUUUACCUAUGAAGCUAUUAUUAAUUUACCAGCUCACUCGCAGGGGAUAAAACCGCACAACAGACAGAGUAAUGACGCAAGUAGGUUUGCUUACUUUACUGCCAAAGUAUCCUCAGCAGAUCGGAGAAAGAUAUUCCAGCAGAUUUAUUUUAUUUAAGUCAGAAAAUGUGGUAAGUUGGAAAAAGUCUCAAGUUACAGUAUAUUUGCAAAAUAUGUCAAAUACACAGAGAGAAAAAACACAAUGAAGUUAAAGCUCUGCAAGAAACUAAAAACGCACAAUAACGCAGCGUUUUCUUAUCCCCAUCCAUGAUAUUGUUGCUUUGAGCUCAUCACAGAAUCAGUUUGCGGCUUACGGCAUCUUCACACACUGUUAGUAUCUUCUCGGGAGUUUCUGUUGUAAAAAUAUAUCAAUUAUUCUUGCUGGAGUAUUGAGUGUUUCUGGCAUCCAGUUCAUCCUGGUUGUCCGUUUUCAGUCGGGCUUCGGACAGUGUAGUUUAACACAUAUUUGUCUAGUAUUUGUAAAGUCUUCAUAACUUUAGGAAGUUGUUUAUAUGGUUUGUUGAAAAGGUUUGAUUUGAUUUAUAUGGUAUUUUCAUGUAUCUUUUUAUUCGUGUAUAUUUACAUUGGCAUGACCAAAGCAAACAGGGAGAGACACAAGAUAAUCACAUUAUUAUUUGCAGAUAAUAUUUGAAUUUGGGAUAUUUAGGAUUAUUCCAGUCUGUAGUGUUUGGCCAUGGUUCCUGUUGGUUACAAUAAAAUUGUACUCACCGA